AUGGCCAACCUGUUCAACCCCGACAAGGGCGUCAUCUCACCACAGCUCCGCGCAAGCAGCAACGCACUCGAGCAAUUCUUGCGCACGUACAACAUCCCGAGCUACCUCCAGGCGCCAAAGUUCGGCCAAAUCAAGGACGUCAUGGAGGUCGUGGCCCAUCUGAUCGCCGGAUACUACAUUCGUGACGACCCAGCAGGAGCUCCCCCAAUCCAAGAGUGGAACUCGGGCCUAGUCGACCAAUUCCUUCUCAAGGUUUUUCUCGGAACAGACAACAUGGGUGCUUGGGACAUCACCCACGGCAAGCCAAGUCUUCCUGCCUGGACAGCUCAGGAGUCUCCCAUCUCCAUGUCUGUCGGUCUCAUUCUCUCCGACUGGAUGACCCUAGAUGCGCACCAAGAAGUCUUCAUGGUCUUCGACAUCGACGAGUGCUUCGGUGGAAUACCACAAUUCGAAUUCAAAUGCUCCAGCCUCCGUCACGUCAAACCAUCCAACGAGCUGCUCCUGGACCAGGAGCUCGUGAGCAAAGCACAGGUGGAGUUGGUAUCAAAGUGGCACAUCAACGAGCGCGAGCUCGCGGUCCGAGUCAACGGCAACUUGGUGAUCCAUCACGCAAGGUUGGCGCUGUGGCUCGUUACUCUGGACCAGGAGGAUCACGAUCAGCAUACCCACGAUCAUUCAACGGACUGCGACCUCGAAUUCGAAGAUAUGCGCGAAGAGAUGUACGAGCAGAGGUCGAUCAUGAAGGCUCUGGGUGGUCUGAUGGAUAUCUUGAGGAGCAAUCAGCCUGAUAUGAAAGCUUCUUGA
Zymoseptoria tritici IPO323 is the source of this 804-nucleotide messenger RNA. RefSeq lists its product as uncharacterized. Lineage: Eukaryota; Fungi; Ascomycota; Dothideomycetes; Mycosphaerellales; Mycosphaerellaceae. The record is from RefSeq and is a predicted model, not a curated record. The transcript is spliced from 2 exons. Bases 1 to 804 code for a protein of 267 amino acids.